Laccaria bicolor S238N-H82 is the source of this 690-nucleotide messenger RNA. RefSeq names its product putative proline-rich protein. The coding region runs from base 1 to 690 and encodes 229 amino acids. The transcript has a single exon. The record is from RefSeq and is a predicted model, not a curated record. NCBI's taxonomy places the organism in Eukaryota, Fungi, Basidiomycota, Agaricomycetes, Agaricales, Hydnangiaceae.
AUGCCCUCGUCAGCGCCCAUUGCUCCUUCGGCCAAUGUGCGACCUUCGAUAUUGCGUUCUCCUUCAAAGAAUGUCCCAGCUUCUGUGAACCCCUCAAGUACUCCGCCUUCUGUUCCUCGUCCUCCUUCCCGAAACGCGACUACCACGACAAGUGUUGUUCCUAUAAACAACCCAGUCCCGUCUGUUCCUCCUUUGCCAAAACCCUUUUCUUCAGUGUCGAGAACUCCCUCAAGGAAAGCGCCCCCCUCGAUCCCUCAUGCACCUCCAAGGCAGGAAUCUUAUUCGACUACCAAUUCUCCUAAAAACAAUGCCUCUUCUUCAGUUGCUGUUCCUUUGGAACGAAAGGUCGCCCCUCCGGUAAUCGCUCCGUCCGAAAGCACGAAACCUACCAUGGCAGUUGCAACUCCGAUUGUUCCCCUACAAGACGCCUCUUCCGUGCCGACCAAAGCGGGAUCGCUACCGCCGAAGGCUCCCGUCAAAUCAGCCACAAUGGGGACAGAGGCAUAUACAAAUCUUCCAGAACGGCGCGAUUCGAGGCGGUUGCAGCGUCGGCGUACCCACGCUCUUGGGGUACGAGAUGCACCUGAGGAAGGCAUUUUAGGUCGAUACUUCGCAAAAGCAAUGGAGGUUGGGGUGGUAGCUACUGUCACGAAUGCAUGGGAAGAUCUGAAUAGAUGGUGGUCCGCAUAG